Molecule: messenger RNA, 1797 nt
Organism: Dermatophagoides farinae (American house dust mite)
Lineage: Eukaryota; Metazoa; Arthropoda; Arachnida; Sarcoptiformes; Pyroglyphidae
Source: RefSeq, a predicted model, not a curated record
UUUUUUGGUUUUUUUUCUGGUCUGUCAUCAUCACCAAAUAAAAUGACAGUGAUUGAUAUUUGAUGGUAUAGUCAAUAAUUAUCACAUUCACGCACACACACGACAACGACAACGACGAGGACGACUACGAACAUUUCUGAUUUGAUUUUUAUUUUUAUUAAUAAUUUUUGUCACAAUUUUCGGUUGUUGUCAAGCUUCGAUUUGAAUAUAUUGAUUGGAUAAAUUCCAUUUUGUAAAGAACAACAUUUCGUUCAUCAUCAUGUCUUCACCAUCUUCAUCAUCAGUCCCAUCCAAUACGGUUACCAAUGUUAUUGCAUCAAAUUCAAACAACAAUGAUGAUGAUGACCUGAAACAUCCAUUAUUUCAUUUGGCUAUUGUUAAUCGUUUAAAAGAGAAAAUUCCAUUGAUUAAUCGUAUCAUAAUCUAUGUUGAAGAUAAUUAUGCACGAAUCAAAUCCGGUACUGGUAUGUUAUCGAUUGUAAUGGGUCAAGUUGAACAAGGUAUCAAUUCUAUGGCCAUAAAUAUUGUUCAUUAUGUACCUCGAAAACCUGUUGAAAUGAUUGAUAAAAUGGCAUGUAAUGGUGUGGAAAUUGUUGAUAAACGAUUACGACAAAUGUUUGAUUUAUCCAUUAUUAUUCGUGAUAAUGUCGUUGCCAUUCCUAUGGUAAUCUGGAAACAAUGUUCAGAAUUAAUGACAGUCGAUGGAUUCUAUGGAAAAUUAGAUCAAUUUCUUUCAUCAUUGGAAAUGAAAUUAGAAUAUUGGAUGCCGCUUCCAGAACCGCAUCAAAAUGUUCAGGAUCAAGAAUCGACGAAAAAAAUGUUUGCUCGUUUAUGGAUAUUUGUUAAACAUUUGAAUGAACAUUUGAAACAUUAUGCUAAAGGACAUUUUUUUAUCAUACGAUUAAUAGCCAUUAUGGAUCGUUUUAAACCGAAUUUCAUCACCAAUGGUACGUUGAUUUCGCCACCAAAAUCAUUGAAAAGUGAUGAUCAAAAAGUAAUCAAACCGGAUGUUGCCAUGGAAAAAUUAUCAUCAACAAUGGAAAAAAUGGUCGAAACAAUUUCCAAUAAUCCAAAUUUAUCCAAAUCAAUUGGUGGUGAUCAACAACAACAACAACAACAACAGCAACAAAAAUCAACAGCAACAACAACAAUUUCUACCGACGACAUUGUUGAACAAAAAAAAAUUCAACAAUUCAAAGAUCAAGUAACGGCUGCUGUUGAUCAAAUUAUUUCCAACGAUAUGAUGAAGGUGAUGGAUAAAAAAAUUGAUAAUAAUCAAAAAAUAAUGAACAAUCAUAUGAAUGGUCAAAAUGGCGAUGUAAACAAAGUACCAAAUAGUAUUGAUCAUCAACAACAACAACAACAACAACAACAACAAGAAUCGAUAAUCAAAGAAAAUCAUAAUGACAAUGAAAAAGUAAAUGGUGAACAACAAAAAUUGCAACAACAACAACGAGAACAAGGUACCACUAAUCAGAUGAAAAAUAAGGUUACACCACCAUCAUCGUCAUCAGUGAACAAUCCAUCAUCUAAAAUUCAAUCAACUAAAUCAACAAAAUCAUCGAAAAAAUCAACAUCUUCAUCAUCGGCUAAUGGAUUCUGAUUUUUUUUUUAAAGAAAAAAAAAUUCUAUAUCAACUUUUUAUUCAAACCUCUAAUACUCUUUGUUUGUUUUUAUAUUUUCAGAAAAAAAAGAAAAAUUAAUUUAAAUUUUAAUCAAUGAACAUUUGUGAAUGAUACAACAAGUUUGUAACCUUGAAAAUAAAAAUUCAAUAAAAAAAAUUGAACCGCGCCCUAA